CCGCCGUACCUACGCGAAACGUAUAUUAUAUUUUAAUUUUGUUAUUAUAAUUCACAGUACACACAAACACGUAUACACACACACACCACAUAAACAAGACGACCGCGUAUCGAAAAACAACACUAAAUCGUGCCACUUCACUUCGCACAAACACAAGUCACAACAACAAACGAAUCAACAAACCCGACCGGACUCUCGGGACACCGCCAGGCGAUGGCGUCAGUUCGGCAUCAGUGCAGCCAACACGGCCAGCCGAACGUUUUCCCGAAGAAAUGCAUCAAGUUCAAAAGUAGUACAUCAACUAAUUUAGAACAACCAAAACAUAUAGGAAUUAAACAAGUUACUUACACAAAUAAAUUAGAUAUUUUUGAGCCGUCCAGUUUAAAAACUACACCAAUUUUUAGAGUUUUGGACUGUGCAGGAGAAUUGAAUAAAUCGGCCGAAGCAAUUAUUGUCCCAAACAAUGAAGAACUGCUCAAAAUGUACAAAUCAAUGGUUUUACUAUCAGUCAUGGAUAAGCUUUUAUAUGAAUCACAAAGACAAGGGAGAAUAUCAUUUUACAUGACUAAUGAAGGCGAAGAAGCAGUGCAGAUUGGCAGUGCUGCAGGAUUACUGUCCGAUGAUCUGAUAUAUGGCCAAUAUCGUGAAGCAGGAGUGUUAUUAUACAGAGGUUUUACACCUGAACGUUUUAUGAAUCAAUGUUUCGGUAAUAUUGACGAUGAAGGCAAAGGAAGACAGAUGCCGGUACAUUAUGGAUCAAAAACGGAGAAUUUUGUAACUAUAUCAUCUCCGCUAACCACUCAACUACCUCAAGCCGUGGGUUCAGCAUAUUCGUUCAAAAGGCUCAAUAACGGUCGAUGUACUGUCGUGUACUUUGGCGAAGGAGCCGCAAGUGAAGGAGACGCACACGCCGCGUUUAAUUUUGCAGCAACUCUAGAGUGUCCCGUAAUUUUUGUUUGCCGUAAUAACGGAUACGCAAUAUCCACCCCGGCCAACGAGCAGUUUCGAGGAGAUGGUAUCGUAAGUCAUGGACCCGGCUAUGGAAUUGCUACGGUACGUGUCGAUGGAAACGAUAUAUUGGCAGUUUACAACGCAAUGGUGAAAGCACGACAAUACGUGAUGACUAAUACCAGACCGUUAAUAUUUGAAGCCAUGACAUACAGGAGGGGUCAUCAUAGUACUUCAGACGAUAGUACCGCUUACCGGUCUAAAGAUGAAAUGGAACAAUGGGCAAGUAAAAAUCCUAUCAGGAGAUUAAAAUUAUUUUUAGAAAAAAAAAACCUUUGGAAUGACCAAGAUGAUUUAAAGUACGCAAGUGAUACUAAAAAGAAGUUAAUGCAAACUUUCACGAUAGCAUCGAAGAAAAAAAAACCCGACUGGAGGCAAAUGUUUUAUGAUGUUUACGAUGAACUCCCAGAACAUCUUAUGGAACAAAUGAAGGGUUUAGAAGAGCACCUAAAACAAAACUCUCAACAUUAUCCCGAAAAUGAUUAAAGAUGCACACCUGAGCGAGACGACCUUAAGGUUUUUAAAGUGAUGCCCAAAUCAUCAUUAAUAUUCAGUUAUGUAUACGCUGUAUGACUACACCACUGGAAAUUUUUAUAUUACUUUUAUUCGGGUUUUUUUUAACUUUUUUUUUUUAUCAAAGAAUUAUGCGGCUGAUCCUAUUUUUAAAGGAUAAUUUUGUUUUUAAAUUUAAAAAAAACAAAAUAAUCAGUGUAAUAACUAAUAAGUAACGCAAUAUUUUAAUAAUAUUACAUUUUUUUUUUUUUUUAAUUGUCAUUGUCAUGGUAACUUUCACAAUAAAAUACAACGCUGAUGGUAAAUAAAUAUUACUUCUCUAUUACUAUAACAUAUUGUUGGGCGCAUUGGUCACAUCAUAUUUUUAAUACAAAAAAUACGACAAAAUAUUAAUUACCUCUGUAAUAUUGCAUAUUUCUAUUUUGGAAAAACAUCUUUCCGUAUUCAAACGUAGAUACCAUUAUUGCACACGCUGGUGCUACUUUGAUUAUCCGAGGAGUUAGGCCACUAAAUAUUGCACGUACGCCAUUCCUGUGGUAUAUGUCUCCAAGUGUUUUAAACGUUGAAUAUGGCGCUUUUCCUGGUGGCUCUAUUGUAACUGAUAAGUAAUAAGUGAUUCGGCAAAACAAAAUAAGCACAAUGAUUUAUUCAAUAGGACUAACCUGCUAUGAUUUCUUUCUCAGCUAACUCGAUUUGUCUAAUAGUUUUAACAACGUCGAAAGGUGUUGUUACUGCUGAAGCAAACUACAGUGUUAAAAAUAAUUCUCUAUUAAUAUAAUUCAACACUGAAACAAGUCGUCAUCUAAUAUAAAUUUAAUCAUUUAUUACCGCGCCAGCUAUCAUUCCAGCUAAAAAAUUGUACAUGAACGUGGUUUGUUUCCCAGAUAACUGUUUAAUUUUUUCGUACGUCAACCAAUAAAUUCC
This is a messenger RNA of Adelges cooleyi (spruce gall adelgid), 2445 nucleotides long. It is a transcript of the gene BckdhA, whose product is annotated as 2-oxoisovalerate dehydrogenase subunit alpha, mitochondrial. Gene Ontology annotation, molecular function: oxidoreductase activity, acting on the aldehyde or oxo group of donors, disulfide as acceptor. The record is from RefSeq and is a predicted model, not a curated record. Bases 214 to 1494 code for a protein of 426 amino acids. Lineage: Eukaryota; Metazoa; Arthropoda; Insecta; Hemiptera; Adelgidae. Gene Ontology annotation, biological process: branched-chain amino acid catabolic process. The transcript is spliced from 9 exons.